AUGCCGAGACUACUCCGUUACAUACGCCGUCUCACAAUCCCCAGCACCACUCGCAAUGCCAAAGCGGGACGCCAGACACCGAGGACGAGAGAGAAUUCGAAGACUGUAUCUCUCUUUUGGGACAUGGAAAACUGUGGUCUUCGACUCCGUUCAAAAGAUGGGUUCACCAUCGAAGAGCUUUGCCGGUUUGCGGAGGGCUUUGGCUGUUUGAAGACCCUCAAUGCGUACUUGGACAAGAGUCAUCAUGCGACGUCCUCGUCACUGUCCGCGUUCCGCUCGCAGGGCUUUAAUAUUAUCGACUGCCCGCAUAAUGGUGAGAAGAACGUCGUGGAUAGGCGGAUGAUAGACGACAUGAUGGCUUGGGCUGCUCGUAACCCUGCGCCUGUCACCAUGGUGCUGAUCACAGGGGACAAGGACUACGUUAAGGCAGCAUCAACUCUAUCAACCCGAGGAUACAUCAUCAUUAUCAUCGCGCCACCCAAGGCGCACGCCUGUCUGAAAGCUGCUCAGCCAGCGAAACUGCUGUCGUGGCGCAGGAGCUUCGCCGAGUAG
Molecule: messenger RNA, 552 nt
Organism: Postia placenta MAD-698-R-SB12
Lineage: Eukaryota; Fungi; Basidiomycota; Agaricomycetes; Polyporales; Adustoporiaceae
Exons: 4
Coding region: 1-552 (183 amino acids)
Biological process (GO): post-transcriptional gene silencing
Cellular component (GO): cytoplasm; peroxisome
Molecular function (GO): RNA nuclease activity; mRNA base-pairing post-transcriptional repressor activity; CCR4-NOT complex binding
Source: RefSeq, a predicted model, not a curated record